This is a messenger RNA of Aphidius gifuensis, 890 nucleotides long. RefSeq lists its product as uncharacterized. The coding region runs from base 215 to 712 and encodes 165 amino acids. The transcript has 5 exons. The record is from RefSeq and is a predicted model, not a curated record. NCBI's taxonomy places the organism in Eukaryota, Metazoa, Arthropoda, Insecta, Hymenoptera, Braconidae.
AAAAAAAAAACAAAACAAUAACAAUAACUGAGAGAGAGAAAGAUGAUCCUUCUCUCACUGUCACUUUCAUCAUCAGCUGUUUGAUGCAUUUAUCUUUGAUGCACUUGGAUGAUUCAUUUUGCAUUUUGAUCAAAUAAUUUUAAAUAAAUAAAUAAUCAUAAUCUAUUCUACCAAGAUAUCAAAUUACAAUUGACAUAUUACAAAAAUUAUAACCAUGAAAGUCGACGGUUGCUGUUGUUUGGAUCUCCGUACAGGAACAAUAAUUAUUUUAAUAUUAAAUAUUAUUCAGUACACUGUUCCAAGACCAGCAUUACAAUAUUUAUCAGAAGUUUCAAUUAUUUUUCAAUAUCCAUCAAAUGGUACAAUUGUCCAAUAUCAAUUCAAUGACUGGGCAUUGUUGGCAAUGAUUGUUGGAUAUGUUGUUUAUGGAUUAACUCUUUACGGUGUCAUUGCUAGAAAACCAUCUCACAUGAUUGUGUAUCUUGUUUUAUCAACUGCUUACACAUUGUUCUUUUCUUUGGUCACAAUUUUAUUGGCAUUCAGUGUCAUCAAGUAUCAUGCUGAAGACGCAAUGGGAUUUUCAGUAUUUUUACUGUUCUUUGCAAUAAAUGUGUAUUCACUUCUUGUUGUGUACAGCUAUUACAAGCAUUUACGACAAAUGCAAACAGGUGAAACAAGAAGACUCGUUGAUAGAUAUGGAGCAAUUGCUUAAAUUUUUUUCUAAAAAUAUUCUACUAAUUAUUGAUUAGUUGAUACAGUAGAAUAGAAAAUAAUAUUUAAAUAUCAAAAUGAAUAAUAAUCAUUAAUUAUUAUGUAUGAAAUUAAUAAUCAAAAAAUUAAAUUUCCAAUUUAUAAACGACAAGACUAAAUAAACCAACUUAGUAAUUAAA